AUUCUUCUUCUUCCUCUAGCUAGCUCCACACUUGGCACAUUUGCCAGCUGUGCACGUGAAAGCCGUCGACGACAACACAAACCAGUCACAUCGACAUCGAAAUCGACAUGUCCAAGGUUAAGGGUAAGAAUAAGGAGCGCUUCGAUGACGAUAAGGAGCAGCCAGAGAAAGUGAUUGUCAACGAGAAGAAGCAUGCGAACAAGAAGGGCAAAAAGGGAAAGCGUGCUGCCGGCGGCGGUGGCGAUUCCAGUGAUAAUGAAUCCGUAGGCAACAUCAAAUUGAACAACAACGCUGACGGCGAUGAUCUUGAAAGCGUAAAGUCCACGCAAAGCAAGCAGCAGCAGCAGAAGAAGGCAGCGAAGAAGGGUAAAAAGGGCAAGCGAAACGAUGAUUGGAGUGAUGAUGAGCAGCCGGCAAAGCCGACAUCAAAAGUCACAAGCGAUGGUUCCGAUGAGGAGACAGCAGCCGUCGCCAAAUCACAGUCACCUGCCAAGAAACAGCAGCAGGCAAAGAAAAGUAAGAAGAACAACAAGAAGAAAGCGAAUGCUGGCUUUAGCGAUGAUGACGACGAUGAUGUGAUGGAUGUGAAUCUGAAUGAUGACGAUGUUGUGCAUGAUGACUAUGAUGAGGACGAUGAGGAAGUGGUUGCCAUUGCCAAGCCUGCAGCCAAGAAAUCUAAAAAGAAGCAACAGUAUAUAUCUAAUAAAUUUGCCUUGAGUGACGAUGAUGAUGUGAGUGUGGACGUGGACGAAGAUGAUGAUGAUGAGGAUCAUGAUGAGGAGCCGGAGCUCGAAGAAGUUGUGCCGGUCAAGCCAGCAGCGAAACAAUCUAAGAAGAAGCAGCAGCAAGAACAAAAGGAUCAAUCAAGCGAUAAUAAUGAUGAAAAUGUGAAAGAGCUAAUUAAAGAGGAGGUGCCGCCAGCGCCAAUAGAGGAAUCUUUAAGCGCAAAAGUUGCCACCGUAACGCUAAACGAAGUCGAACCAGUACCUGAGCCAACGGCAGUGGAAGAGUUGGCGACCACGCCCAUAUCCGAAGAGUCAUCGGAAGCGUUUGCCGAGUCCAAGGAAAAGAAAAUGUCGCAUAAGGAGAAGAAGAAGCAAAAGAAAGAACAGGAAUACGAACGACAAAUAGAGCUAAUGACGAAAAAGGGCGGCACUGGUCAAUCAGAUCUCGACAACAAUUUCACCAUGUCCCAGGUGCAGAAGAGCGCUGGCCAACAGGCGGCCCUCGAGCAUGCUGUUGACAUCAAAAUUGAGAAUUUCACGAUAUCGGCCAAAGGCAAUGAUUUGUUUGUGAAUGCCAAUCUGCUGAUUGCCAAUGGUCGUCGCUAUGGUUUGGUGGGUCCGAACGGUCACGGCAAGACGACGCUGCUCCGUCAUAUAGCCACGCACGCAUUCGCCAUACCGCCCAACAUUGAUGUGCUGCUCUGCGAACAGGAGGUGGUUGCCACAGACAAGACGUCCAUUGAGUCCAUACUGGAGGCAGAUGUGAAGCGUACCCAGAUGCUGAAGAAGAGCGAGGAGCUGGAAAAGCAAUUCGCCAAUGGCGAUAUGAGUGUUCAGGAGGAGCUCAACGAUACAUUUGCUGAGCUAAAAGCGAUUGGUGCAUAUUCGGCGGAGGCGCGAGCCCGUCGCAUUCUGGCCGGUCUUGGCUUUAGCAAGGAGAUGCAGGAUCGACCAACAAACAAAUUUUCUGGCGGUUGGCGGAUGCGUGUCUCGCUCGCCCGCGCCCUUUAUUUGGAGCCAACGUUGCUCAUGCUGGACGAACCGACAAAUCAUUUGGAUCUGAAUGCAGUCAUUUGGCUAGAUAACUAUUUACAGGGCUGGAAGAAAACACUAUUAAUUGUCUCUCACGACCAAAGCUUUUUGGAUAAUGUAUGCAACGAGAUUAUACAUCUGGAUCAGAAGAAAUUGCACUACUACAAGGGCAACUACUCGAUGUUCAAGAAGAUGUACGUGCAGAAGCGACGCGAGAUGAUCAAGGAGUAUGAGAAGCAGGAGAAGCGAAUCCGUGAACUUAAGGCCCACGGCCAGUCGAAGAAGGCAGCUGAGAAGAAGCAGAAGGAAACGCUGACACGCAAGCAGGAGAAGAAUAAAUCGAAACAGCAGAAACAGGACGAGGACGAUGGCCCCCAAGAGCUGCUCGCCCGUCCAAAGGAGUACAUUGUGAAAUUCCGAUUUCCCGAGCCCUCCCAGCUGCAACCCCCCAUUCUGGGUGUGCACAAUGUCACGUUUGCCUUUGAUGGCCAGAAGCCACUGUUUAUCAAGACCGAUUUUGGCAUUGAUCUGACUAGUCGCGUUGCUAUUGUGGGUCCCAACGGUGUCGGCAAAUCAACGUUCCUCAAGUUGCUGCUCGGUGAAUUGCAGCCGCAGCAGGGCGAGCAGCGUAAAAAUCAUCGACUGCAUGUGGGACGCUUCGAUCAGCAUUCGGGCGAGCAUUUGACUGCCGAAGAGUCGGCGGCUGAAUAUCUCCAACGUCUAUUUAACUUGCCGCACGAGAAGGCACGCAAAGCGCUGGGCUCCUUUGGGCUGGUCAGCCAUGCGCAUACCAUUAAAAUGAAGGAUCUGUCUGGUGGCCAGAAGGCGCGCGUUGCUCUUGCCGAGCUGUGCCUCAGCGCACCAGAUGUGCUCAUUCUCGAUGAGCCGACCAAUAAUCUGGACAUUGAAUCAAUCGAUGCAUUGGCCGAGGCCAUCAACGAGUAUGAGGGCGGUGUCAUUAUAGUCUCUCACGAUGAACGCCUGAUACGCGAAACUGGUUGUAUGCUUUACGUUAUCGAGGACCAAACAAUCAACGAGAUUGAUGGUGAAUUCGAUGAUUACCGCAAGGAGGUGCUCGACUCUCUCGGUGAGGUGGUCAACAAUCCCAGCGUUGUAGCCAAUGCAGCUGUGCUGCAAUAGCCCGCCAUUGAAUUUCUCUCCUGUUUUUUUUCAACUGUUGAAUAGUCCUUCACCAGAUAGCCUUUCAAUAUAUGGGCACCAAAUCCCAAUAAAACAAAUACAUAUGUUGAAUUAAUUGAAAUAUUAA
Messenger RNA from Drosophila grimshawi, 3024 nucleotides. RefSeq names its product ATP-binding cassette sub-family F member 1. Gene Ontology annotation, molecular function: ATP hydrolysis activity; ATP binding. Bases 108 to 2897 code for a protein of 929 amino acids. The transcript is spliced from 3 exons. Lineage: Eukaryota; Metazoa; Arthropoda; Insecta; Diptera; Drosophilidae. The record is from RefSeq and is a predicted model, not a curated record.